Scedosporium apiospermum is the source of this 348-nucleotide messenger RNA. RefSeq lists its product as uncharacterized. Gene Ontology annotation, cellular component: mitochondrial small ribosomal subunit; ribosome. The transcript has 3 exons. The coding region runs from base 1 to 348 and encodes 115 amino acids. The record is from RefSeq and is a predicted model, not a curated record. Gene Ontology annotation, molecular function: small ribosomal subunit rRNA binding; structural constituent of ribosome. Gene Ontology annotation, biological process: translation. Lineage: Eukaryota; Fungi; Ascomycota; Sordariomycetes; Microascales; Microascaceae.
AUGCUCUACGAACUCGUAGGAAUAGUACGACCCGGCAACCUCGCCGAGGUCAAAGAAAUCGCCCUAACCUGCGGCCAAAUCGUCCUCCGCCAAGGCGGCGUAAUCCGCGGCCUCGCCAACCUCGGCGUCUUCUCCCUCCCCUCCCCCGUCACGCGACACCAGAUGAAGCACAAAGAAGGCCACUACUUCGUCAUGCGGUACGAUGCCUCCGCCGCCGCCCACGACGGCGUCAGGGCUACCAUGAGGCUGGAUCCUAGGGUCGUCAGGGCCGCGCACGUCAAGUUGGGCGAUGGCACCUUGGCGAGUUUGGCCAAGUUUGGGCCCGUGAAGUGGAAUACUGCGGCGUGA